AAUGAAUCGAGCACUCAAAGACCUCCCUAAGCCAUCAAGCCAUUGGUUCUAUGGUGAAGCGCAUCACUUUUUUAAUAGAGAGACAGUUUUUCAAACUAUGGAAAAGAUGAGCGAAGAAUUUAACGGUUUAUGGAAAGGAAAAACUGGCCCAGUUAUUGAGAGAAUGUUUAUAACAAAAGUAAAAUACGCCAAGGAAAUACUUAAUACUGCUGAACCAAAAGAUAGCUUCGGCUAUAGCUUUUUAAAAUUAUGGCUCGGAGAUGGUUUACUUUUAAGCUAUGGUCCAAAAUGGUUUAGGAAUAGAAGAUUAUUAACGCCCGCUUUCCACUUUGAUAUUCUGAAGCCGUAUACUAAAUUAUAUUCCGAUUGUGCCAAUGCACUAGUAGCAAAGUGGCAAGCGCGUCUAGAAAAUGGAGAUGGCAAUCAAAUAGAAUUGCACGAUGAUAUAAGUUUAAUGACUUUGGAUUCUCUUCUAAAGUGUAUAUUCGGUUUACAUACAGAGUGCCAAAAUGAAAAAGUAGAGCAUCCUUAUUUACAAGCCGUACAAAGAGUAACAUAUCUGCUAAUUCAAAGAUUUGUUAAUCCAAUUCUAUUAUCUCCUUUCAUUUAUUAUUUGACACCAAAUAGCUGGAGCUAUUUGUAUAAUAUACAUAAACUGCAUUCAUUUACCAGAAAAGUUAUAAAAGAAAGACAGGCGCUAUUGAAAGCAAAACCGGAUUAUACGAAACAUAGAAGAUAUUUGGAUUUUAUCGAUAUUCUCCUUUCGGCAAGGGACGAAAACGGAAAAGGUCUCAGCGACCAGGAGAUUGCUGAUGAAGUGGACACGUUUAUGUUUGAAGGUCACGAUACUACCGCUGCAGGAAUUUCAUUUGCCCUCUAUAAUCUGGCAAAAUACCCGGAAAUUCAAGAGAAAUGUAGAGAGGAAGUAAUGGAAGUUUUAGGAGAAUCCGAUACCGUUUCCUGGAAUGAUUUAUCAAAAUUGACGUAUCUGACAAAAACUUUGAAAGAAAGUCUUCGAGUUAGUCCACCAGUACCAAGUAUACAAAGAGAAAUUACUGAAGAAAGAGUUUUGUCAAAUGGAAUGAGACUAGAAAAAGGAGUAGCAAUUUUCUUGUCGAUAUAUUGCUUGCAUAGAGAUCCAGACGUUUGGGAAAAUCCUGGAAAGUUUGAUCCUGAAAGACAUGCUAAAAAGGGAGACAAAGAUGCUUUUUCAUUCGUACCAUUUUCGGCUGGACCAAGAAAUUGUAUUGGACAAAAUUUCGCUCUAAAUGAGAUGAAAGCAACAAUAGCAAUAAUUUUGAAAAAUUUCGUUCUAAAAGAGGUUGAGGGAUUUAAGCCUAAACCUAGCAUGCAAAUUACUCUGAAAUCAUUAAAUGGUUUACCCAUUUUAAUCGAGCCUGUAGCAUAGAAACAGCUUUGAUUUUGUUAGCACAAACUAGCAAAGUUGAUUGUUUGAUUGUUAAAAAUAUUUAAUAAGAAACGUAAAUAACAAAAAUGGCGAUUGAAUGUUUAAGAAAGAUAAUCUAAAUACAGAAUAUAGAAUUAAAUGG
This is a messenger RNA of Dimorphilus gyrociliatus, 1550 nucleotides long. The record is from the annotation of a GenBank genome assembly. Lineage: Eukaryota; Metazoa; Annelida; Polychaeta; Dinophilidae.